UCGACCUAUCACGGCGCCUCCACAGAUGCGCGGCUCCUGCACCCCACAAGGCUACUCAGUCUGCCAGUACCAGGGAAGGAGGAGACUUGUUACCCAGUGCCUCACCCGGUGGUCAACGCCAUUAGUCUCGCAAUACCAAGGCAUCUAGAGGAGACUCUUCUUCCCCGAUACAAGAUUUUCCUUUCCACCCUGAGGAGGCUGGCAUCGUAAACUCGUCGAGAGGAGGUGUACAAGGCCGCCCUAGUUGAUGGUGGCCAAGGAGUCUGAACCAGUCAAGCCACGGACCUCGGGGACACCUUCGGACACCGUGUUUGGAUUGCGUCAUCGUCAUGGCCUCGCUCGGGGGCUUCGUCGAGUUCUUCCAGAAAGGGAAAACUUUCCGGCCCAAGAAGAAGUUUGAACCCGGCACGCUGAAGUACUCCCUCCACAAGCAAGCCCAAGCGUCCCUCAGCUCCGGCAUCAACCUGAGAAAUGUGGUGCAGCUGCCGCCAGGGGAGGAUCUCAAUGACUGGAUCGCCGUGCAUGUUGUGGAUUUCUUCAACCGCAUCAACCUCAUCUACGGAACGGUGUGCGAGUACUGCACGGAGGCGUCUUGUCCCACCAUGUCGGGCGGCCAGAAGUUUGAGUACCUGUGGGCGGAUGGCGUCAAGUACAAGAAGCCCACUGCCCUGCCCGCCACACAGUACAUUUCCCUGCUCAUGGACUGGGUGGAGACGCAGAUCAAUGACGAACACGUGUUUCCAGUCACUGUGGACGUGCCCUUCCCCAAGUCCUUCAUCCCACUGUGCAAGAAGAUCCUGACGCGCCUGUUCCGGGUGUUCGUCCACGUGUACAUCCACCACUUUGACCGCAUCGUGGCCAUUGGAGCGGAAGCUCACGUCAACACCUGCUACAAGCACUUCUACUACUUCAUCAUGGAGUUCGAGUUAGUGCCUCAGAAGGAGCAUGAACCCCUCAAGGACAUGACCGCCAAGAUCUGCCACGACAGUCCUGAGCUGCACAUGAUGAACAGUGACCCCAAGAAGUAGGAGGUGGGCGGCGAGUGUUACCAAGCAAGUGUGGGCGUCUUGGCGUGUGUAAGCAAGUGAGAAAAGAUUGACAAGCGUGUGAGAAAGGGUUGACAAGUGUAUGGAGUAUAAGCAAGAGUGUAAGGCAGUGUUGACAAGCCUGUGAGGUGCACUUAGUGUGAGAAAGGAUUGACAAGCUUGUGAGAAUUGACGAGUGUGUGAGAUGGAGUUCACAAGCAUAUGAGGUAUUAGCAAGCGAGUAAGAGUGUGUCAGCAAGCAUAUGAGGUCUUAGCAAGGGUGUGAGGUGGAGUUAGUGUGUGAUGCAGUGUUGACAAGUGUGUGAGAUGGAGUUUACAAGCAUAUGAGGUAUUAGCAAGCGUGUAAGAGUGUGUCAGCAAGCAUAUGAGGUCUUAGCAAGGGUGUGAGAUGGAGUUAGUGUGUGAGGCAGUGUUAGCAAGCCUGUGAGGAAGAGUUUACAAGCAUAUAAGGCAUUAGCAAGCAAGUGAGGCAGUAUUAGCAAGCAUAUGAGGUCUUAGCAAGGGUGUAAGGUGGAGUUAGUGUGUGAGGCAGUGUUAGCAAGCAUGUGAGGAAGAGUUUACAAGCAUAUAAGGCAUUAGCAAGCAUAUGAGCUCUUAGCAAGCAUGUGAGGCAGUGUUAGCAAGCAUAUGAGGUCUUAGCAAGCAUGUGAGGCAGUGUUAGCAAGCAUAUGAGGUCUUAGCAAGCAUGUGAGGCAGUGUUAGCAAGUAUAUGAGGUCUUAGCAAGCAUGUGAGGCAGUGUUAGCAAGCAUAUGAGGUCUUAGCAAGCAUGUGGGGUGAUAGAGGAGAGGAAAAAGAAGCAGAAAUGAUACAGAGGGAAAUGGAAAGAAAAAAGCAAUAGAUAGGGAGACAAGAAAUGAAAAAUAUAGAGGAAGGAAAGGAAAAAUACAGACGAAGGGAAAAUAUAGGAAAAAAUGGUUGGCAUGGAUGGGGUGGGUGAGGUUACAGAGGGAAAUCAAAAGAGAAGAAGCAAUAAAAAGGGAGACGAGAAGUGAAAAAUAAUAGAGGAAGGAAAAGGAAACUAUAGGAAAAAAUGUUUGGCGUGGAUGAGGGUCGGAUGAGGUUAGUUAGGCGGCGAGUGAUCUCAGCAGUGAAGCAAGGCAAGCAGUGUUCCUUCAGGGUUCUCACUCAAGACCUACUUCCCUUUACCUCCUAAGAGUCAUGACGGUGGAUAGCUUUACACACUGUGACCCAGACAUCUCAUUCUCAUAGAUCUGAAUACGUCCUUCCUUGGAUGCAUAAGAAAGCCUGUAUUCUUAAACGUAUCGCACCUCAAUUUUGGCCUGUUCGAAAGCCUCUCUUGUAGAAGUUUUGGGGUUUUCAUGGGCUGUUUUGUGGGCAUAGGGAUAGUUUGGCACAUCCUCAGCAUCUAGAACUGGAAAACAACCCAUCAAAACCCAGCUAAUCUUCACUGUUUGAAAAGCCCCUUGUAGAAAUUUCUGGAGUUUUCAUGGACUGUUUUGUGGGCAUAGGGAUAAUUUUACAACCCCCUCUGCAUCUUAAACAGAAAAAUGAUCCAUGAAAGCCUGGCUAAUCUUCUCUGUAUUGAAAGCCUUUCAUUGAAGUUGUUAUGGGCUUUUCAUGGACUGUUUUGUGAUGCCAGAGGGACAGUUUUACACACCCUCUGCAUCUUGAACUGGAAAAUGACCCAUGAAAACCCAGCUAACUGUCUCUGUCUGAAAAGUCCCUCUCUUAGUAGAAGUUGCUGUCUGGGCAUUUCAUGGACUAUUUUGUGAUGCCAGAGGGACAGUUUUACACACCCUCUGCAUCUUGAACUGGGAAUUGACCCAUGAAAACCCAGUUAAUCUUCUCUGUUUGGAAGGCCCUUUUUGUAGAAGUUGCUCUGGGCUUUUCAUGGACUGUUUUGUGAACCCAGUUAAUCUUCUCUGUUUGAAAAGCCCGUCUGUUUUUAGAUGUUGGAGGGACAUUUUCACACGGCCUCUGCAUCUUGACCAGGAAAAUGACCCAUGAAAACCCAGCUAAUCUCCUCUGUGGCUUUAAGAGAAUAGACGUGAUGUGAGCCCGAUACGUUUAGCAAUACUGGCCACACAUAGUCUCCUAGAAGCUUGUCAAAGUUGUAUAGUUUAUAUAUAUUCGCAUAAUGUUUUUUUUAUUACUUCGGUAAGGAUUGUAUAGGCCAGCAAAAUUACCAGCCUAAGAGUCAAGAUUUGUGUGUUACUUAUAUUAUUAGGGAGAGAGAGAGAGAGAGAUGAUUUUAGACAUUUAUAAGAGUGGGUAUAAGAAUAAUAGGAAAAAGAAUUAGGUACUACAUCACCAAAAAAUGUUAUGUAUAGUUUAUGCACGCUCGUGACGGCGAGUUUACUUCGAAUAAGGUUAUGAGGUUAUCGUAUUAGCAUGUUGACACACACAGACACAGGGCAGAGGUCAUACUUCAUUCCUUGUCUACUUUUGGUCAUCCCUAUUGUUCUGUCCCAAUCCCUUCUGCAAGAGUUAACUAACAUCUUCAUUUUAUACUUCUCUCACUCAUCGCUAUAGUUCUGUCCCAAUUCCUUCUGCAAGAGUUAACUAACAUCUUCAUUUUAUACUUCUCUCACUCAUCCUUAUAGUUCUGUCCCAAUCACUUCUGCAAGAGUUAACAGCAUAUUCAUUUUAUACUCUCACUCAUCCUUAUAAUUCUGUCUCAAUCCCUUCUGCAAGAGUUAACUAACAUCUUCAUUUUCUACUUCUCUCACUCAUCCUUAUAGUUCUGUCCCAAUCCCUUCUGCAAGAGUUAACCAGCAUCUUCAUUUUAUACUUUCACUCACUCAUUCCUAUAGUUCUGCCCCAAUCCCUUCUGCAAGAGUUAACCAGCAUCUUCAUUUUAUAUUUUCACUCUACCCUACACUGUCCUAAUCCCUCAUGCAAGAGUUGCUUCAUGGCAGACUAGUUAUUGUUUGUGAAUGCAUGGUGAGUGAGAGUUUUGGGGCCAGUUCGACGGUCCAACACAGAGUCUUCUAAUGUGGGUAUGUGGGUGUAGGUGUGUGUGAAAGCCCCAAAAUGUGACCACUUGACUUCUUAAACCACCAAAAACUAAACUGAAAGUUGCCCCGUUCACCUAUGUGGGUUACGAGUUUGAGGACAUGACCAAUUAACUUCUUAAAUGACAAAAAACUAACCAGAGAGUGGUCCAGUUUGUCUGUAUAGGUUAUGGUUUUGAGAUUGAAGUAUUGCAUGACCCAAAACUAGGCUAAAAGUGGUCCCAUUCACCUAUGUGGAUUACGAGUUUCAGAACAUGACCAAUCAACUUCUUAACCCUUAAAGUGCGGGCUUGUUUCGCUGUGCCUGUCCUCCCACGCGGGCAUAUUCAUGCAAAAACAUACCCCACUUCAUCCUUUUAUAUCUUCACUUCUACUUACCUCACGCGACUGAAUGACGUAUCAUUAUAAAUUACAUCUCCGUAACUGUCCUUUGAUGUUAAUUUGAAGACUAUAUAACCAUUGCUAGAGCGAGUACGGAUUAUUGAAGUAGGAUCGCUGAAAACACAUUAUUAUAGACAGUUUUCCACCCCUAGUGGACUUCCCUUCUAUGAUUUAGUAAUAAAAAACAUAACUUUAAACAGUUUAUGUGAAACACACCCAAAAAAACUUAACUUCCAGGCCUUCCUGAUGCCCUUGAUGGCUGCUGAGGUCAAUGGGUCCCAAUCUUGUGGAUGAAAUUCACUGGAAGGUGAGAAGAGGUGGGAUGCCUAGCAGACAUCUUCUCAAAGCUAACACAAGGCAUGCAUUGAACAAUAAUUAGUCAAGGAAGCAUGGUUGGGUAUUGUUUGAAAGAAAACGACAUGCUUACUCUACUUCAGCACAAACAAAUUAAAUUUGACGGCGCGCUUAGUCAAAAAAUGCCUUGUCGACUAAUGUUGACACCCGCGGUUUGAGCCCAGGCACCAGCUGUCGACUAUUGUCGACACCAGCGCUUUAAGGGUUAAGCGACCAAAAACUAACCUAAGAGUGGUCCAGUUGGUCUGUGUGGUUUACGGUUUGAGAAUAUGACUGAUUGAAGUAUUGCAUGACCCCAAACUAAACUAAAAGUGGCCCCGUUCACCUAUGUGGAUUACGAGUUUGAGAACAUGACUGAUUAACUUCUUAAACGACCCAAAACUAACGAGAGCGGUCCAGUUUGCCAGUGUGGGUUAUGCUACACCCUGGCACAUGUCUUGAUUGCAAAACAGAGCAUUGGCAAAGUACAAGGAAGGUUGUCGGGGAUUUUAACUCAUUGCCAGAUAUGAUGAGCUGUAUUGUAGCGUAGCGAGUGGAGAGUGUCAGAGAUUCUUACUCAUGUCCAGAUCUGAAUAAAGGUGAAAUAUGCAUAGAGGGGAGGAAGGAAGGGAAAAGUAACCUAAAUGGAGAUGAAAAGAAGAGGAGGAGGAGGAAGAGGCUGUUGUUGGAGAUAAGGAAGAAGAUAUAGAAGGAAAAAUAAAUAGCCUUGUAAUAGAUAGUUUACGGAUGAUAUUGCAAGCUGUACCCAUUUCCAGACAUGAAUAAGUAACCAUUUAAAAUUACAGCCAAUGGUGGAUAUCGCAAACUGUGCCCAUUUUCAGAUAUAAAUAUGUAACCAUUUAAAAUCAUAGGUAAUGGUGGAUAUCACAAACUGUACCCAUUUCCAGAUGAGAAUACGUAACCAUUUAAAAUCACAGUUAAUGGUAGAUAUCACAAGCUGUACCCAUUUCCAGAUAUAAAUAUGUAACCAUUUAAAAUCACAGUCAAUGGUGGAUAUCACAGACUGUACCCAUUUCCAGAUUUGAAUAUGUUACCAUUUAAUAUCACUGUCAGUGGUGGAUAUCACAAACUGUACCCAUUUCCAGAUAUAAAUAUGUAACCAUUUAAUAUCACAGUUAAUCGUGGAUAUCGCAAGCUUCACCCAUAGCCAAAAGAACAGCCUUGUAAUAUCAGAGUUAACAGGUAAUAUCGCAAGCUUCACUAUGGCCAAAAGAACAGCCUUGUAAUAUCAGAGUUAACAGGUAAUAUCGCAAGCUUCACCCAUAGCCAAAAGAACAGCCUUGUAAUAUCAGAGUUAACAGGUAAUAUCGCAAGCUUCACCCAUGGCCAAAAGAACAGCCUUGUAAUAUCAGAGUUAACUGGUAAUAUCGCAAGCUUCACCCAUGGCCAAAAGAACAGCCUUGUAAUAUCAGAGUUAACAGGUAAUAUCACAAGCUUCACCCAUGGCCAAAAGAACAGCCUUGUAAUAUCAGAGUUAACAGGUAAUAUCGCAAGCUUCACCUAUGGCCAAAAGAACAGCCUUGUAAUAUCAGAGUUAACAGGUAAUAUCACAAGCUUCACCCAUGGCCAAAAGAACAGCCUUGUAAUAUCAGAGUUAACAGGUAAUAUCGCAAGCUUCACCUAUGGCCAAAAGAACAGCCUUGUAAUAUCAGAGUUAACAGGUAAUAUCGCAAGCUUCACCCAUGGCCAAAAGAACAGCCUUGUAAUAUCAGAGUUAACAGUUAAUAAGUAAGGCAAGUGUGUGUAGGGAGUUAGUUAGACGAGAGACACUUUCAUAUAUUUUUAUUUAUGAUAUUUUUCAACCAUUGACUGACUUAUGUACUUGUGGUUGGAAGCUGAGUCUGACCCUUGGGUAAUAUGGACGUCACCGUAGCCAUCUCACACAAGGUUAAUACUGCCGACUACUACGUGUUGUACGGCUGACACGGACGACACCGUAGCCAUCUCACACAAGGUUAAUACUACCGACUACUACGUGUUGUACGGCUAACACGGACAUCACCGUAGCCAUCUCGAGUGGUUAAUACUUAUGAUAUGUGUUGUGUUUUAUUUCCCCAAAUGGCAUGCUGUAAUGAUUAGCUCCAGGAAAAUUAAUGAGACUUUUUGAAAUAUUGAUGUAAUAUGUUUUGUGACCUCUUUCGUCUAUGAAUCUGUAUAAUGUGUGUGAAGCCUAAUUUUUGGAAAUGAGAAACUCACUAGCUUUUAAACUGUCAUAUUUGUUGACUUACUACUUCUGGUACGUCAAAGUAACAUUUGAAACAUUUAUUAAUAGCCUGUUAAGUGCAGUUACAUAUGUUGAUGUAUGUAUUGUUAGAGGCCAGCCUUUAUAUAAGAAUAAGCUUUUCAGGCAAAGUACGUCAAAGUAAUUACAGCAAUACCUUACUUUACGAGUGUUUUGAUUUACGAGCCAAAAAAAAACUCUAAAAAUGCCUUGGUGUACGAGCAUCCUGUUUGUACAAGUCAAAGACGUGAGGAUGGGUUCCCUUUGUUCACCCCAAGACGAGAUUGCUCAGAGCAGAAAACAAUGGGAAUGGGGUCUCAGUCUGCAUUGUACACUCAGAGGUAGCACCCACGCACUCGUGCCCACUUACGUUUUUGUUCUAGUGUACGAUCUUUGUGUUUUUAGCUUUGGUUUACGAGUUUUUUGGUUUGUGAGUAAAAUUCCCAAACGAUUUGAGCUCGUAAGUAGAGGUAUGACUGUAUCUGGUUUUGGGGUACAGGCAUUUUCCUUCCAUCUGUAUUCGUUAGAAGAGAAAGAUAUGAGAAUCUCGGUAACUUCUAAACUGUCAUAUAGUUGUUAACUUAUCUCUGGUGUGUAUCAAGAUCAUUAUGUAGUUUUUGGGGUACUGGCAGGAGGAGGUUAGAGGGCUUUCCAUUUGUAACUCUUGGAAGAGGAACAUAGGAGACCCAGUAACUUCUAAACUGUCAUAUAUUUGUUAACUUAUCUCUGGUGUGUAUCAAAAUCAUUCUGUGGUUUUGGGGUACUGGCAUAGAAGGGUUAGAGGGCUUUCCAUCUGUAACUGUUGGAAGAUGAACAUAAGAGACCCAGUAACUUCUAAACUGUCAUAUAUUUGUUGGCUUUACUCUGCUAUGUGUCAAAUUAAUUAUGUAGUUUUGGGGUGUUGGCAUAGAAGGGUUAGAGGACUUUCCAUCUGUAACUGUUGGAAGAUGAACAUAAGACACCCAGUAACUUCUAAACUGUCAUAUAUUUGUUAACAUCUCUGGUACGUCUAAGUAAUUAUGUGGUUUUGGGGUACUGGCAUAGAAAGGUUAGAGGGCAUUCCAUCUGUAACUAUUGGAAGAGGAACAUAAGAGACCCAGUAACUUCUAAACUGUCUUAUAUUUGUUGACUUUACUCUGCUAUGUGUCAAAUUAAUUAUGUAGUUUUGGGGUACUGGCAUAGUAGGUCCUUGUACACUAUACGCCUCAUGUCUAAAACACGUAUUUGAGAACUAACAUGACCUAUUCAAUGUUUUUACGCAUGUGUUCGUAGCCAAGGGAACCAAAUUAUACAGUGUCGUAGUGAAGGGCGGCAGAUAACUUAUUGUGGAACAGACUUGUGGUUGACUGACUCGUGGUUGACAGUCUUGCGGUUAACAGCCGAUUAUUACAAUGUUACAAUCCCUCAGUGUUGCAUAUUUUAGUACAUUUAUUAACUCCUCACAGUAUAUUUAUUAUGAUGGUUUUUCUAUAUAUAUUUGUGUUAGUAUUCAGUCUAUAACACAAUAGAACAGGCUCUCACUCACUCACUCACUCACUCACUCACUCAAUAUCAUUUAUACAUAUCUUUGGUUUACUCAUACACACACACACACACACACACACACAUACAUACACAUAUUGAGUUAGAAGGAAUUUAAGGAAGAAAUGGACAAAUAUAGAUAUGGGACAGGACCAGAUGAAUAUGUAUACCACAGGCCCUGUAUAUGACAACUAGGUAAACACACACGCGCGCGCACACACACACACACACACACACACACACACACACCUUUAGCUCAUCUCUCAGCCAAAAGACUCUUGCCAUGACUUUAUAUACUACCAUCAAGAUGUUCAUAACAGAAUUGAUAAUAAAACAUUUUAAACAGA
Molecule: messenger RNA, 8846 nt
Organism: Eriocheir sinensis (Chinese mitten crab)
Lineage: Eukaryota; Metazoa; Arthropoda; Malacostraca; Decapoda; Varunidae
Gene: Mob3
Product: MOB kinase activator-like 3
Exons: 6
Coding region: 330-1028 (232 amino acids)
Biological process (GO): positive regulation of protein phosphorylation; signal transduction
Cellular component (GO): nucleus; cytoplasm
Molecular function (GO): protein kinase activator activity
Source: RefSeq, a predicted model, not a curated record